AUGGUAACCUCUUGGGUCAUCACAGCUGCAUCCACUGACACCUUGGAAGCAAAUGACAGAAACUCCACCCACAUUCAUUCUUAUGACCCCUGCGAGAGUUACACCCGCCUGGAUGAACCCUCACGGAGUAUGGAGUACACAGGACAGGGCCAGCUGUGUGACAGGGACAAGAAUGGCUGGUACCGCUUUGUGGGAGAUGGAGGAGUGAGGUUGCCAGAGACCUGUGUCCCAAUGUACCGAUGCCAGACAGAUGCCCCUAUGUGGCUGAAUGGGACUCACCCCACCCUGGAGGAGGGCAUUGUCACCCGCACCGCUUGUGCCCACUGGAGCGGCAACUGCUGUCUCUGGAAGAGCGAGGUGCAGGUGAAGGCCUGCCCGGGCGAGUACCAUGUGUACCAGCUGCAGGGCACCCCCAAGUGUAGUCUGAGGUACUGCACAGACCCCUACACUGCGAAGAACAAGUGUGAGAACACCUGCCGCCCGGAGGAGGAAUGCAGCUUUCUCAACGGCACCUGGGACUGUUACUGCAGACAGGACCUCAACAGCUCUGAUGUCCACAGUUUGCAGCCUCAGCUAAACUGUGGGGCUGAGGAGAUCAAGGUGUCACUGGACAAGUGUCAGCUGGGAGGCCUGGGUUUUGGGGACAAGGUCAUUGCCUACCUGCGAGACUGGAACUGCAACAGCAUCACGCAAAGAGAGGAGAGAAAUUGGAUAUCCGUGACUAGCCCUACUGAGGCUAGGGCCUGCGGAAACAUUCUGGAGAGAAAUGGAACCCAUGCCAUCUACAAAAACACCCUCUCCGUGGCCAAUGAGUUCAUCAUCAGAGACACCAUCCUCAACAUCAAUUUCCAGUGUGCCUACCCACUGGACAUGAAAGUCAGCCUCCAAACCGCCCUGCAGCCCAUUGUAAGUUCUCUGAACAUCAGUGUGGACGGGGAUGGAGAGUUCACUGUCAGGAUGGCCCUGUUCCAAGACCAGAACUAUACAUCUCCUUACGAAGGGGCCGUAGCUGUGCUGGCUGUUGAAUCCAUGCUCUAUGUGGGAGCCAUCCUGGAGAGAGGGGACACCUCCCGGUUUAACCUGUUUUUGAGGAACUGCUAUGCCACGCCUACUGAAGACAAGACUGACCCUGUGAAAUAUUUCAUCAUCAGAAAUGGCUGCCCAAAUCAAUAUGAUUCCACCAUCCAUGUGGAGGAGAAUGGGGUGUCCUCAGAAAGCCGGUUCUCAGUUCAGAUGUUCAUGUUUGCUGGAAAUUAUGACCUAGUUUUCCUGCAUUGUGAGAUUCAUCUCUGCGAUUCCCUUAAUGAACAGUGCCAGCCGUCUUGCUCAAGAAGUCAACUCCGCAGUGAAGUAGUGGCUAUCAACCCAGCCCAGGUUCUAGAUUUGGGACCCAUCACUCGGAGAGGCACUCCGUCUCUUGGCGUCGUGAACGGAACCCCCAACUCUGCAGGGUUCCUGGUGGCCUGGCCCAUGUUUCUCCUGCCUGUGCUCCUGGCUGGGCUGUUCUGA
This is a messenger RNA of Leptonychotes weddellii (Weddell seal), 1509 nucleotides long. The record is from RefSeq and is a predicted model, not a curated record. Lineage: Eukaryota; Metazoa; Chordata; Mammalia; Carnivora; Phocidae.